AUGGUGGUAGUCGGCGACAACUAUGGGCCACUGAGAGCCCCCGAGCUCCGUUGGCUGUGCAACCAGCGUGGCCUGAGCCCCUAUGGCCUCAAGCGUGGGCUUGUUGCUAGGCUCGAUGAACAAGACCAGCAGGGUAUUGAAAGCUCCUCAGAGUGUUACGCUUGUGGCCUGGAGCCUUUUCGAGAGCUGGAAGAGCUAGCUGCGAAGUAUGCAAGUGAAAGACAGGCAAGUUCUGGCCCACGCUCAGCUGCCACCGCAAAGACAGCAGCGAAAGCAAAGGAGCCGCCACAGACAAAGGCAUCUGUUGAGCCGAAGCCGCUGCCAGUGGGGCCCAUGGCUUCGCCUAUCGCGCCCGCGCAGGCAAAGAUGCCCCCGCUUGCCAAGCAAGGCCUCACGGACGAAGAGCGCCGGCUCAGAAGCAUGUUGGAGUUCUUUGCCUGCGCGGAUACGCAGAGCACGAAGAGCACGGGGAAAGAUAUGCUCUUUGCCCUGAAGUACAAGGACUUUGUCAAGACCGUCUUUGACUUUCUGCAGUCUGAUAGUGCGGCACCAUCCUCGGGCUUGGAGCCCAUGGCCUCCACCGCGAUGGCAACAGCCGCUGCGGCAGCAGCGGCGAUGACCGAUGCACUUCUUCGCGGCACCAACCCCCAAGAUGCCGCUCCGAACACGGAGAUCAACACUGCUGAGCUCAACGAGACCAGGUCCUCCAAUAUGCUGCAACAGGUCAAGGAAAUGCUCGAGGCCCACCUGCAGGUUUGCCACCUACAGACACGGCAUGAUGUGCUCUUCGCAGAGUUGGAUGCCAUGACGAAAGCUGUGACGGCAAAGGCAGAUGAGAUCAAAGAAGUUCAGGCGAGCUUAGAUGCUUUUAUGCAAAAGGAGGCCCAGCAGCGCCAGGGUUUGGUGGAGCGGACGCAGCUCCAACUCAGUGCCUGGCUUGACAAGAUCAACACCCAGGAAUGA
Messenger RNA from Symbiodinium pilosum, 963 nucleotides. The record is from the annotation of a GenBank genome assembly. Lineage: Eukaryota; Dinophyceae; Suessiales; Symbiodiniaceae.